GCCGAUGGAUCAGAUUAACGGGGGCAGGAACGCAAUAUAAUGAUACCAUACAAGAAGAACUGACAUAGUGUGACUCCUCCUCAUUACUAGAUGAGACGUAAUGGUGAAGGUCCAGCUGAGUGUAAUAAGGCAUCAGGUGGGGCGGUGUUGGUGUGAUGGGGGAGGGGUAUAAAGCUCAGCUCCCUCCACCCUCUCCUCAUGUGACUUGUCCUGUAGUCAGGAUGGAGCUGUGGAUCAGGUGGAGUUGUCUCUUAGUGGUUCUGCUCUAUGGAUCAGGCUUUAGCAGUGCCUUGGGUAGACACCGGCGCCAGUCCAACACUUGGAGAAGUAACCAGCCUGAAUGGGGAUCUCCUAGAAGACUUGGACAAUCUGCCUCUGGAUUAGGUUCUUCUAGAUCAAACCCUUGGUCUCAGACUGGUUCAGUCUCUGGGUUUGGGUCUCCAAGAGGUGUUCAGUCUGUGUACGGAUGGGGCUCCAGGAGUCUUGGCGCAGACUACCAGUCCCGACAGCUUCCACCACAAUCCUCCUCCUCCUCCUCCCCUAUCAGUGUGCAGUGUAAUGAGGACAGCAUGGUGGUGACUGUGAAGAGAGACUUCUAUGGGAAUGGGAAGCUGGUGAAGCCCUCAGACCUGUCCUUGGGAUCCUGUCUCCCUGGAGCUCAGACUACUGGUCCCAAUGUGAUCUUUCAAAGUAGUCUCCAAGACUGUGGGAGCAACUUAAUGAUGACUCCAGAAUGGCUGAUCUACAGCAUCACCCUCAGCUACACGCCCACCUCCUCUAGCAACGUGCCAAUCACCAGGUUCAACUCUGCUUCUGUUCCCAUCCGGUGUUACUACCCAAGACACGGUAAUGUGAGCAGUAAUGCCAUCAAGCCAACAUGGAUUCCAUUCAGCACCACUGUGACCUCAGAAGAGCGGCUGGCCUUCUCCUUGCGUCUCAUGACUGCGGACUGGAGCGCUCCCAGUCUAUCCCUGGUCUUCCAGCUUGGUGACAUGUUCUACAUAGAAGCCUCUCUGGAGACCCAGAACCAUGCCCCAAUGAUCCUGUUUGUGGACAGUUGUGUGGCCACCAUUACCCCAGAUGUGGCCUCCACUCCUCGCUAUGAGAUCAUCUCGAACUAUGGGUGCUUGGUGGAUGGGACGGAAGAAGAUUCCUCUUCAGUCUUUGUUUCUCCAAGACCCCAAGCAGACAAGCUUCGCUUCAUGGUGGAUGCCUUCAGGUUCACCAAUAAUGCUGCCUCUCUGAUCUAUAUUACCUGUUCCCUGAGAGCUGCUGCAAUCAACCAGACCCCUGACCCAGUGAACAAGGCCUGCUCCUACAACAAGGCAUCUAACAGUUGGUCACCGGUGGAAGGACAAAGUGGGAUCUGCCAAUGCUGCACCACCGGGAACUGUGCUACUGCUGCAGGCCAGAGGACGGCAUGGGGCUCAUCGUUAAGGAGAUCAAGAAUUGGGAAGAGAGAUGUUGAUUCUUAUCUUGAGGAACAUGUCCUGGCCACACUGGGUCCUCUUCUGGUGACUGGAGCUGAACCUAACCAGAUGUCCAGAGCAGGAACCGCCCAAGCUUCAAGGAUGAGUGCAGGACAUGGACCUCUACAGCUGUGGGUGCUGCUGGCCAUCGGAUCUGUCACUUCAGUGUUGGUUGCAGUCACUCUUACUAUGGUUGGCAAACUUAGUCUGAAAAGAUUUAUUGCUUAA
Hyla sarda is the source of this 1697-nucleotide messenger RNA. RefSeq names its product zona pellucida sperm-binding protein 3-like. The record is from RefSeq and is a predicted model, not a curated record. Gene Ontology annotation, biological process: binding of sperm to zona pellucida; egg coat formation; positive regulation of acrosome reaction. The transcript has 8 exons. NCBI's taxonomy places the organism in Eukaryota, Metazoa, Chordata, Amphibia, Anura, Hylidae. The coding region runs from base 156 to 1697 and encodes 513 amino acids. Gene Ontology annotation, cellular component: extracellular matrix. Gene Ontology annotation, molecular function: acrosin binding.